Messenger RNA from Salpingoeca rosetta, 2359 nucleotides. RefSeq lists its product as uncharacterized. The coding region runs from base 77 to 1882 and encodes 601 amino acids. The transcript has 6 exons. Lineage: Eukaryota; Choanoflagellata; Craspedida; Salpingoecidae. Gene Ontology annotation, biological process: transmembrane transport. Gene Ontology annotation, cellular component: membrane. The record is from RefSeq and is a predicted model, not a curated record. Gene Ontology annotation, molecular function: transmembrane transporter activity.
CAAACCUCCAAACCACAAACAAAAACACACCACAACACACCAUCAGAAGUUUGACGCGAGUGUGAGCACAGAUUAGAUGAUGAUGGACGGGGGAGACGAUUGGAGUGAGAAGAAGCCUCUCCUCACGGAUGAUGAAGUAGAGACGGGCAACGAUACAGAGAAGCGGUUCUACGACGAUGUUUCCCCUUAUGUGGAGUUGACGGUGCCAGAGGCCAUCAACAGGAUUGGCUAUGGCUGGCAGCAAAUCCGCGUGCUCCUCAUCUGCGGGCUCUGCUUCUGCACAGACAGCAUCGAGAUUGGUCUGUUGACCUUCCUUCAAGUGGAGGCCAAGCAUGCGUUUGACCUGACAGAUGUGGAGGAGUCCACGCUGUCUGCGGUUGUGUUUGGCGGGGAGCUGUUUGGCUCCAUCUUCUGGGGUCCAAUGGCAGAUCGCUUUGGGCGACGUCGUGCCGCGUUUCUUCCGGCACUCAUGGUCACUGGCGCGGGCUUGGCAAGUGCGUUCUCUGUGGACUUUAUCAUGCUGGUUGCGCUUCGCUUCCUUGUUGGCUUUGGCAUUGGCGGUAUGGGUGUUCCCUACGACCUCCUGGCCGAGUUUAUGCCGUCCAAGAUUCGCGGCAAGGCCCUCUUCAGCAUCGAGUUUUUCUGGACGUUUGGGACGCUGUUUGUGAACGGCUUGGCGUGGAUCAUGCUUGACCGGCUGGGCUGGCGCUAUCUCGUGGCCGUGUGCGCUGCGCCUGUUGCCAUCGCCAUGUUGUUCUUCCCCUUUCUCCCGGAAUCGCCACACUGGCUGCUGUCUGUCAACAGGAGCGAGGAUGCUCUCCGUGUUGUCCGCAACGCAGCCCGCCUGAACAAGCGCGAAGACGCGCUCCCGCCAAACAUGCGACUCGUGCGCAUGCACAACCCGCCAGUCGACGGCAAGACGUUUGUGAUUGCCUCGUCCCACCACGAAGGCGGCGUUGAUGGUGGUGACGACGAGUACUACCGCGAUGAUGCUGGCUACCACCGCGAGAAGAACAGGGAGCUCACACCCAUGCUCAACGGCACUGCCAAUCACAAGCACGCCAACAGCAGCAAGCACAACAACACGGCUGUCAGCGUCAACAGCGUGCACAACGGUGGGGGCAGUGGCAGUGCAGUCGCCAGUGAUGAUGAUGAUGUUGCUGAUGACAGCGGCGGGUCCAUGUCACCGCUGCGGCUAUUCAACAAGGCCAACUGGCGCGCAACUGUCAUGCUCUGGACCAUCUGGAGCACAUUCGGCUUUGCAUAUUACGGCGCCGUGAUCAUUACGCCCGAAUACUUCUCUGGAUGGGACCACAAACACAACAGCACAAACGGAUCGUCCAUCCACAACGACACGCUGUUUCUCCAGCAAGCCCCUGUGUUCUCCCUUGACGGCAAUCAAACACAUCACCAUCACCACCACCACAGCACGGGUCACUUUGACUACCCUGCCCUGUUCACGGCUGGCGCUGCCGAGCUGCUGGGCGCGAUUGUGGGCGUGCUGCUGAUUGACCACAUCAACAGGAAGCCGUUGGCCGGCGUGACGUUCAUCAUCAGCGGCGUGCUCAUGGUGCUGACGAUUAUCAGCGUUCCGCGCGGCGUGGGCAUCAUGCUUGUUGUGCUUGCACGCAUGGCCAUCUUCAUUGGCUCUUGCGUGGUGUGGGUGGUGACGCCGGAGCUGUACUCGACGAGCGUGCGUGCUGCUGGACAUGGGUGGUGCAAUGGCAUGGCGCGGCUUGCGGCGUUUGCCACCCCAUAUUGGGGCGAUGCCUCUGCUGUGCCGCUGUAUGGCCGCCUUGCCCUCUAUGGCGCCACCAGCAUUAUCGCUGGCAUGGCAUCUUUUGGCCUUCCCCGCGAAACCAGGGGCGUUGCCCUUGACUAACUGAACAAACCAUGUGUGUGUGUGUCUGUCUGUGUGUCUGUGUGUCUGCGUGUGUCUGUGUGUCUGUCUGUGUCUGUGUAUCUGUGUCUGUGUGUGUGUCUGUCUGUCUGUCUGCGUGUCUGUGUGUGUGUGUGUCUGUGUGCGUGUCUGUGUCUGCGUCGGCGUCUGUCGGUCGGUCGGCCCAUGCUGUGUGCUUUGUCACUUUUGUUUUUUCCUUUUGCCUGCAGGCAACUAGCUGUUCUAAGACCAUUUGAUGUUCUUCCUUUAUACCACCUCUUCGGUGUAAUCGCCCCCCUCCCUCCCGCCUUGCGCCUGUUUUCCUUUCUUUCUCGUUCUGCCAUGCGCAUCCUUUGCUGGCACGCACGCUUGCUCGCGCUCCCCUUUUUGUGCUUCUUGCUUUGCAAGCGUCAACCCACGUGUAUUGACGAUGGUGUAGAGGAUCCGCGAAAAUCUUCCAAUAAAUUUCAGCAAUCACGA